Messenger RNA from Staurois parvus, 618 nucleotides. The record is from the annotation of a GenBank genome assembly. NCBI's taxonomy places the organism in Eukaryota, Metazoa, Chordata, Amphibia, Anura, Ranidae.
AGUGUGAUAGUGAUCGAAGCAAUCCUUGAUGCAGAGGCCAGGUUGGCCAGGACAGGAGGAACAAAAAAAACCUCAUUUACCAAAGAUAUCUUUUAUGGGUCAAACUUUUACCAGGCACAGGAUCCGAUAGGAGAGUACAUGUUUCAGUUUGACAAGGAUGAGAUCUUCUAUGUAGACAUGGAUAAAAAGCAGACCAUGUGGAGGCUCCCACAAUUUGGUGAAGUGGCCAGCUUUGAGGCAGCUGGAGCUCUGCAGAAUAUUGCUGUGCUGAAAUUUAAUCUUGAUAUUUAUAAGAAGCGGUCAAACUUCUCAGAAGCAAAAAAUGUUGCUCCUGAACUUCAUGUAUUCCCUGAAAACCCUGUGAUUGUGGGUGAGCCUAAUAUACUGAUCUGUAUGGGUACUAAGUUCUUUCCCCCAGUGAUCAAGAUGAGCUGGCACAAGGACAAUCACCUUGUGACAGAAGGAGUGUCAGAGACAGACUUCUACCCCGCACCUGAUGGAUCAUUCAGCAAGUUCUUGUACUUAACUACCAUCCCACGGGAGGGAGAAGUGUACACCUGUUCUGUGGAACACGCUGGACAGAGCACCAACCCCACCAACAAGUUCUGGUGUAAGUAA